UACUUAUUCUUCAAUGACGGCUUCUAUUUAUUUAUAAGUUACUCCGAGUAGCAAUUACUUCAAAGCUAUACUUUUUACUGAGCUAAGCUCCAGCUAAGCAAAACUUGGCCAACUUCUGUCAUUCGUCAUGUUGCUGUACACCAAGGAACUUGUGGCUCCGCGGCCGAGACAAGGACUUCUCCGCUUCAGGAACAAGCCACCUGGCAUUAAGUUCCGGGAAAGACUGCGCUGCUCCUUCGCAAAAUCCACCAUCCCCGGGAUGCAGCACGUCUUUGGAGAGCGACAUCUCUGGCAGCGCUGCCUGUGGCUCACCAUCGUCCUGGGAGCGGUGAUCACCGGAUUCAGUCUGUACACCGUGCUGAGGCAUCGCCACAGCGAGCAGCUCCUGGUCAGCCUGAUAGAGACCACCCAGUUGCCAGUGUACCACAUCGACUUUCCAGCUGUGGCCGUUUGCCCGUGGAGUCAUUUCAACUGGCAGCGGGCUUCGUCCGCAUUGCACCGCUUUUUGCCACGACAUCCGGAUGCCGAGCUGCGGGAAACAUUUCGGCAACUACUCGCAAGUCUGAAUAUUAUGAACUUCUUUAACUUUAACAGGAUUGGGAUUCUUGCCAAUCGAAAUCUGACAGGGAUAAGCUAUCUCAAACUGACGGACGUGAUGAACUAUAUGACCUAUCGUUGCGAUGAGCUCUUUGUCGCCGAUUCCUGUGUCUUUGAUGAGACGCCCUACGAUUGCUGCCAGCUUUUUGUGCGUGAGCAGACGGUGAAUGGCCAGUGCUUGGUCUUCAACUCCAUGAUUUCGGAACACUCCCAGAAAAAACACCUGACCAACAAGUUUUAUCCCUACAAGCUGAGCACUGCCGGCGAGGAAUCGGGACUAAAGUUCACGAUCAAUGCGAGCUUCUCCUUUAUGUACAACAAUAGCACUCAUAUUCCAUUUGGAAUGAAUCUUAUGAUCAAGGAGCCACGUCAGUGGUCGAAUGAAAUAAUUUACCACCUGUAUGCGGAUACGGAAAACUUCGUUGCUGUGCAUCCGUUGGUCAUGGAAACCUCGCCAAAUACUUAUAAAAUGAGUCCCAGCAGAAGACGUUGCUACUUUGAUAACGAAAGGAACCCUGGCUUCCAGAACACUUCGUUGACUUAUAAUCGGGAAAACUGCCUGGCGGUGUGCCUCCACUUGGUUGUACUAAAGAAAUGCCAGUGCUCCCUGCCAGCUGUUCUCCCUCCCAUUGAGGGAGUUCCGGAAUGCGGAAUUAAGGAUGCAAAAUGCUUGGGCUUUAAUUCCGAUAUAUUUACGUACGUGAAGGUCGGUGAGCAGGAGAAAUACAUUAACGACUCACGACAAGGACACUUCUGUGAUUGCCCAGAUAAUUGCAAUUCACGGCAAUACAAAAUGUCGCUUAAUGUGCGCAAAUUGGAUUACCCAAAAAACUCCACAGAACGAUUCAUAAAAGCCCAGGUUUAUUAUGGCCAACGCGUCAUGACCAAAAUCAUUACGAAACUCAAGUACACCAAUAUAGACUUACUGGCCAACUUUGGCGGCAUCAUAAGUCUCUAUAUUGGGGCCUCCGUAAUGAGUUUUAUAGAAUUUUCAUUUGUAGUGGGAAAACUUAUGUGGGUCUUCUUGAAAGAUGCGCGCUUGAAAUUAAAAGAGUAUACUAAGUAG
Drosophila santomea is the source of this 1663-nucleotide messenger RNA. RefSeq names its product pickpocket protein 19. Gene Ontology annotation, biological process: sodium ion transmembrane transport. Gene Ontology annotation, cellular component: membrane. The record is from RefSeq and is a predicted model, not a curated record. Gene Ontology annotation, molecular function: ligand-gated sodium channel activity. NCBI's taxonomy places the organism in Eukaryota, Metazoa, Arthropoda, Insecta, Diptera, Drosophilidae. The coding region runs from base 128 to 1663 and encodes 511 amino acids. The transcript is spliced from 5 exons.